Notolabrus celidotus (New Zealand spotty) is the source of this 2397-nucleotide messenger RNA. RefSeq names its product extracellular calcium-sensing receptor-like. The record is from RefSeq and is a predicted model, not a curated record. Gene Ontology annotation, molecular function: G protein-coupled receptor activity. Gene Ontology annotation, biological process: G protein-coupled receptor signaling pathway. Gene Ontology annotation, cellular component: membrane. Lineage: Eukaryota; Metazoa; Chordata; Actinopteri; Labriformes; Labridae.
GCAUUCCGCUGGAUGAUGACCAUGGUCUUUGCUGUGGAGGAGAUUAACCGAAAUUCAAGUUUAUUACCAGAUGUCAAACUAGGCUACAGGAUCUUGGACAGUUGCGACCAUGUCCACACCAGCCUGCAAGCUCUUUUUCCUUUAGUCAGAGACUCCAAAGAUAUGCAAAAGGACAGUGGAGUAAUUAAUAGGGGUGACAGACAGGGAGUCUUGACAGAGGAGAGAAUGUACAAUGCAAAGAUUGAAAAUGUAUCCUCUUGUCUGGCUGAUUCUCCUGUGCCUGUUGUGAUCGGCCUUGCGUCGUCUUCCCCUACAAGAGCUGUGGCUCAAACUCUUGGCCCUUUCAACAUCCCACUAGUGAGUUAUUUUGCCACUUGCAUCUGCCUCACUGACAAGAAAAUGUACCCAUCAUUCUUGCGGACUGUGCCUAGUGAUCUCUUUCAAGUUAGAGGUCUUGUUCAGCUGGUCACCUUCUUUGGCUGGCUCUGGGUGGGCACAAUAGGAACCACGAAUGACUACAGUCAAUAUGGCAUCCAAGCAUUUUCUAACCAGUUCAAACAACAAGGUGGGUGUUUGGCAUUUCACUUGACGAUCCCCAAAUCGCCCACAGAGGCCGAGAUUCAAGAAAUGGUGGAUAGGUUGCAGAGCUCAACCGCACAGGUUGUGGUUGUCUUUGCAACCGAGGGACAGCUGGUGGAUCUAUUUGUAGAAGGCACUCUAGGCUUCUCCUUCCCUGGAAUCAGAAUCCCUGGCUUGAAAGAAUUCUUGCUGAAUGUUCGCCCCUCUCCCGAGCCUGGGAUGGAAUUUGUCAACAUGUUCUGGGAAGAGCUGUUUGGCUGUCGGCUCAGUGCAUUCAAAGCAGUGGCUGCUAAAAACUAUGAAGGUUUGAGGGUCAGGCCUGUUUGCAGUGGCUCAGAGGACCUGAGAUACACUGAUAGCAGUUACACAGAUGUCUCUCAGGUCAGGAUAUCUUAUAAUGUGUACAAAGCUGUGUAUGCCAUCGCCCAUGCUCUGCACACUUUGUUAAACUGUGACUCUGGUGGACAAAACAAGGGAGUGUGUGAGAAACAUAAAUUCUUUACUUCAAGACAGCUGCUUCAUCAUCUGAAAACAGUAGAUUUCACCAACCAGUUUGGGGAAAAAGUACAUUUUGACUCCAAUGGAGAGCCAGUCCCUCUGUAUGACAUCAUUAACUGGCAGAAGGACAGCAAGGGUGAAAUUAGAUUUGUCAAAGUGGGGAGCUAUGAUGGUUCAGCUCCGCUGAGACAACAGCUGCAGCUGAAACAGAGCACCAUUGUAUGGACAAAAGGACAGUCACAGGUGCCUGUAUCUCAGUGUAGUGUUCCCUGCUCCCCUGGAAGCAGGCAGGCCAGACGCCCAGGAGAGCCCCACUGCUGCUUUGAUUGUUUGCCAUGUGCAGAUGGAGAGAUCAGUAACAAGACAGGUUCCACCGAGUGCACAAAAUGUCCAGAGUACUACUGGUCAGACAAAGACAAGGUGAAAUGUGUCGCCGGGGUUGAAGAAUUCCUGUCUUUCUAUGACACCAUGGGCAUCAUACUGGUUGCACUCACACUGCUGGGUGUCGCCUCGACCGCCACCAUCACAACUGUCUUUCACUGUUUCCGUUCCACGCCAAUCGUCAAAGCCAACAACUCGGAGAUAAGUUUCCUGCUUCUGCUGUCACUCAAGCUUUGCUUCUUGUGCUCCCUGGUGUUCAUUGGCCAGCCGUCUGAUUGGACAUGUAGACUACGCCAGGCAGCAUUCGGGAUCAGCUUUGUCCUCUGUCUGUCCUGCCUCCUAGUCAAGACUAUUGUAGUUCUCUGCUUUCGGUCCAGUGCGCCAAGUUCCAGGGCCUUGAAGUUUUUUGGACCCUCUCAGCAGAGGACUCUGAUUCUUUGCACCACAACUCCUCAGGUUUGUCUCUGUGCUGGUUGGCUGUUGUCUGCACCUCCAUUCCCAUUCAGGAACCCAACCUACCAAGCUACAACAGGAAAAAUUGUUUUGGAGUGUAAGGAGCCAUGGCCUCCAGGAUUUUAUCUGGUCCUCGGCUACAUCGGCCUGCUUGCCUUCCUCUGCCUCCUCUUGGCGUAUCUUGGACGGAAGCUGCCGGAUACAUUCAACGAGGCAAAGCUCAUCACCUUCAGCAUGCUGAUCUUCUGGGCCGUGUGGAUCUCUUUCAUCCCAGCUUAUGUCAGCUCUCCUGGAAAGUUCACUGUAGCUGUGGAAGUAUUUGCAAUAUUAGCAUCAAGUUUUGGACUGCUAGUGUGUAUUUUUGUGCCUAAAUGUUACAUCAUUUUACUGAUGCCUGAGAGAAAUAUUAAGAAAGGUAUAACAGGAAAAUUUCCCAGGUGAACUUGGCUUUUUUUGUUGUAGAUAGUAAUUUUUAAGUUGCUAAGA